AUGCCAGAACAUGAAGGUGCAGUACCAUCUAGCUAUGAGCAGCACAGUCCCAUUGACAACUCCCCCUUGGAAACUGAAAAACAUCCUGCUUCCAUUAAACCUAUUCGAAAAUCGUCUCUUCAGCGAUUGAAAGCUGAAAAGGACAAAGACUGUUAUCUCAUCCUCUUGAAUAGACUGAAAGAAACCAUCGAAGAGAGAGGCUCCAAUAGCAGUGAUAAUGGCGACCUCGAAAUCUGGUGCUGGUGCAAGAAAGGAGACAACGGAGGAAUAAGUGUCGAACUUGGCAUUCCAGGGCGUUUGAGUGUCCUUCUAACCGCUGUAGACCUGCGAAAGUGUCUUGACUGUGCCUUUCCCAAAUUGCUCGAGUUCAUCAAAGAGUUGCAUCCCAAUAGCAGAGUAAAUAAGGAUACAUUGGUGGUUGCUCGAAUUGUGGGGAUGUUCGACGGCCUGCACUCUAAUGCCAGUGUUGGAGCGCAUCAUGGUCAGACAGGACACAAGCUCCUCAGAGACGGAACGCUGGAUGUUUGA
Rhinocladiella mackenziei CBS 650.93 is the source of this 528-nucleotide messenger RNA. RefSeq lists its product as uncharacterized. Bases 1 to 528 code for a protein of 175 amino acids. The record is from RefSeq and is a predicted model, not a curated record. The transcript has a single exon. Lineage: Eukaryota; Fungi; Ascomycota; Eurotiomycetes; Chaetothyriales; Herpotrichiellaceae.